CGUGGAUCUUUUAGUAUAGAAGAAGCCGCUACGAUAGAACGUUAGAAGGUUCCUUGAUCAGUAUACACAUCUACUUAUUAUUUGCCCUUUAGUCAUAAUCAGCGCAACUCUUGAUACCCACACGUCAUUUUAUUGCCUUCAAAACUACCUAUUCAAUCCGAUAUGGCCCAAAAUCAAGUAAACGGGAAUAAGAGCAAUGGCUUGACAAGUUAUCUUCAAGCUUUGCCUCAGCGCAACAUGGAGCCACUAUGGCUAAAAAUGAACGCCAUGGUGCCGCCAAAACCAAACCCAAGAGCAGUGCCAUAUAUAUGGAGAUACUCUGAAAGCCUUCCCCUAUUAACUAAAGCCGCGGAGAUUGUGCCCGCAGAAGAAGCAGAGAGAAGGGUUCUCAUGCUCGUUAAUCCCACCCUAGAAUCACCAUACACUACAGACACUAUUUAUGGAGGCCUUCAAAUAGUAAAACCCGGCGAAACAGCCCCCGCGCACCGGCACACGGCGUUCGCGGCGCGCUUUAUUAUCUCUGGGGAAGGCUUCACUGCAGUAGAGGGGAAGAAGAUGCCUCUAAGGCGAGGCGAUGUGAUCUUAACUCCAUCAUGGCAUUGGCAUGAUCACGGAAACGAGAGCGAAGGUCCUGUGGUCUGGCUUGAUGCGUUGAAUCUGCCGCUCUUUCGGUACGCGCCUGUCAAUUAUGCCGAAUUAUACGGUGAGAGCCGGUAUCCUAGCACCCCCUGCGAAGAUUGUGAAUGGCGGCAUCCCUGGAAACAAGUCGAAGCUACGCUACUCUCACAAAAGGGGCCACACACGGUGUACCAUUACACCAGUAAAGGCAAGCCGUUAUCAACAACUAUUGGAGCUCAAGCCGAGCGUAUUGAUGGACACUACAGUACUACACAGAGGCAGGAGAGUUGCUCAUUCAUGUACCAUUGCUACGAAGGGGAGGGACGUACCGAGAUAGAGACGCCGGAGGGUUCGGUAGAGAGUAUCAACUGGGCCAGUAAAGAUACUUUUGUGGUUCCCGCUGGAUCUACAGUGAAGCAUGUAAAUACUUCAGCUGAGCGGGCAUACCUUGUUGCGUUCACGGAUCGCCCGCUACUGGAAAAUCUGGGUCUUAUGAAACCGUUUUAAGUAGUUAGGUAUAAUAAGAUGUUCCGAUUGAACGGGUUUGAUUCCUA
Messenger RNA from Annulohypoxylon maeteangense, 1172 nucleotides. RefSeq names its product gentisate 1,2-dioxygenase. Lineage: Eukaryota; Fungi; Ascomycota; Sordariomycetes; Xylariales; Hypoxylaceae. The transcript has 3 exons. The record is from RefSeq and is a predicted model, not a curated record. Bases 163 to 1125 code for a protein of 320 amino acids. Gene Ontology annotation, molecular function: dioxygenase activity.